Messenger RNA from Plenodomus lingam JN3, 4860 nucleotides. RefSeq lists its product as uncharacterized. Gene Ontology annotation, biological process: rescue of stalled cytosolic ribosome; ribosome-associated ubiquitin-dependent protein catabolic process. Gene Ontology annotation, molecular function: ribosomal large subunit binding; ubiquitin protein ligase activity. The record is from RefSeq and is a predicted model, not a curated record. NCBI's taxonomy places the organism in Eukaryota, Fungi, Ascomycota, Dothideomycetes, Pleosporales, Leptosphaeriaceae. Gene Ontology annotation, cellular component: RQC complex; cytosol.
AUGAGCAAGCGCACAACGAAAGCGCACGCCAGUAGCGCUCGGGCUGCCUCGACCUUUGCAUCUUCCACCUUUGGAUCUGUUCCAGCAUUUGGCGCCAGCUCCUCAGCGCUCUCGUAUGUGUCGGAGCCCCCAGACCUCUCCGCCGUCUCCGACCCCAAUGUCGUAGUCUACUUUAGAAACUUGUCAAAGAAGGACAGUACAACCAAGGCAAAGGCCUUGGAGGACAUACAGGCAUAUGUUGCGUCGCUGCAAGAGCCUGUAGAGGAAGGCGUAUUGGAAGCAUGGAUCAAAACAUAUCCCCGCACCUCAAUAGACAAUGCAAAAGCUGUCCGCCAAAAUGCUCACCUCGUGCACGGACAAAUGGCACUCUCCGCAGGCAAGCGAAUAGCAAAGCACAUGCCCAAGAGCGUUGCCGCAUGGCUCAGCGGCCUCUACGACAGUGAUCGAUCCGUGGUUGAAGCCACCCAGACUUCCAUACGCCAAGUCUUCAACACACCUGAGAAGAUCCAAAACAUUCGCAAGGCAUACCAGCAACCAAUAUUGGAAUACUGCAAAGACGCAAUCGACAAGGAGAGCACCACAACCCUAAGCGAUGAGCGGACAGUUAGCAAAGACGACGCCGAGACCAAAUACAGUAGGGUCAUAUCUGCGUGUAUAGCGCUGUUGGGGAGUCUCUUGGCCAAUCUGCAACCAGAAGAGCUCUCCAAGUACCAGGCCGACUACGACAGUCUGCUUGGCGACAAGAAGCUCUGGGAAUUUGUGUCGCAUGAUGACGCCUCAAUACGGCGCUCAUUACAUCGCUUUCUCAAAACCUGUCUCGCCAAACAAUCCGCUGCCAUUGAAGCCAAUCUGGACGCGAUCAGCAAAUCUUACCUCUCCGUUGGUCUGAACUCUGAUCAAAUGAGCUCAAUCUAUGACUACAUCGAGGCUCUGACGCUGUUAACGUCUACACAUCCUUCCGUCUGGACUAAUCACUAUAAAAGCAAGACUUCCGUCGACAGACGCCUACGGCAGUUUCUAAAGAAGGGGUCUCAGCUUGGGCCCAGGGAAUUCUGGGUACUUUUGAAACAGCUUUUGGCCGUCCUACCAACAGAAGUCUUACCAAGCAAUGCUGCUGAUGCCGCUGAGCUGCUCAGCUCACUUCAAGCUGGUAUCGUACGACGGGACGAGUCCAAAUAUAACCACGACGCAGCAUUCGACACAUCCAUAGAAGCUGUUAUGCUUAUCAGUCAGCGUUUGCCGGAAAGUGAUAUACGCAAACUUCUCGAAGAAAGGGUGGUGCCGCUCAUGAAUCAUUACUUAUGUCCAUCAGCCGAAACUUCGCAAUGGAGCAUACCCGCCCAUACCGCCACUAAACUACUCCCGAAGGUCUUGCGAAUACCUGGUAUGAUCACGAUACUCACCGACCGCUGGCCACAAUUCGCACAGCAACUCAUCGACGACAUCAGGACAUCUGCUCCGGAACAAUCAAAGGACUACGACAAGUCACAGAAUGCCGUUGUACAGCAUGCUAAUCGGUUUGCUGCUCUACAGGAACACGUCUUGAAGUUGGAUCUUCCUGAGACUUUGCAGGGUAUUGUUGUGGAAAGAUAUUCUGCUAUAAUUUUAGAGGCCCUCAAUGUUCUUCAGAAUCGAAACGGUAAGCCCUACGGGGCCGCUGGCACGAUUGCAGCUCUUUUACGAAGCAACCGCGAACUGAUUUCAUCCGGUCAGACAGAGCAAGAGCUAGAGAAUUUCGUGCAAGCAAAUAUUGCAACUUUGAUACUCUCACCAUCGGGGGCUUAUGUCGUUGAUAUUCUUUACUCCUUGACUGAGUCCGUGGUGUUUGAGUCAGCAUGGAGUGCUGCACUCAAGGCUGUAUUGCAAGAAGGCGACUCCCCUACCAGGACCAAAGCUCUUGAAGCACUUCUGACAUCCUCAAGAAUCCCAACCAAUCUUGAUAUGGCAGCAGCUGAUAAUGAGCUUCAGAGCUAUGUCAAGUCUAGCGUGCGCAAUGCUGUCGAGGGCUCAGCCGAGUGGGACUCUUUCAACAGCAUGCUCCAAUCACAGGCCAAAAUUCUUUCUCCAGAAACUACCGAAGAUGUUCUUGCUUAUUUGACACAAUCUUUAUCAAUAGCUCAGCAUGCGCCGUUUUCCCUACAAGGCCUUCGCCAAAUCGUCAAAUCGAACCCUUCCUUACUAAGGGAAUUCCUGGGUCGACCACAGGGCUCAGCUCUAUUACAGGGCUUGCUUCGAGCUUCUGAGUCUCCUAGUGAUGAAAUUUCGCAGGGUGCUACUGCAAUCAAUGCGUCGAUACAAACCAUUCUGGCAGCUGGAUCGGACAGCAAGCAAUCGAUAUAUGAUUUAAUCCACAGAGGCCUGAGCGAGGCAAGCCAGACAUCAGUCUCAAUAGAGACACUUGUAUCUCUCGCGAAGCAAUCUGCAAUGCGGGGAAGCCAAUGGGACGACAUGUCAAAAUUCUUCCCGACUCUAGACGACUGGAGUUCGGCUCUCAAGCCCUUCCUCUGUGUCAUACCCAAGUCAUCUCUAGCCAUCACAAGCCCGCUUGGCGGCGCGGUGUAUCUUGUGGAAUCAGGGACUCCCACAUCCGAAAUCAAAACGAUAUCACGAGAUGCCGACGGCUAUACUCCCGCGUAUCGCAUAGCACAAUAUGUCAUCAGCUUGCUCACGCAACCAGAUUAUUUUCCCAUUGGAACCGUUCCUGAGAAGAUACGGGCGGCGUACAUUCACAAUAUCGCUACCACCGUACAGCUUGCAGAUGACAAUCUUGGGCUUGCAGGCGCCAAUGGUCUCUGGGCAGAGUACAACCGAGAUGUAGAGGCAGAUGCGAUCGCUUUCGUGUCUCGCGCAAAGGAGCUCGUGACACAGCAGCUCAAGGAACUGGCUGUUACCUGGGACGAAGGCGACUCGGAGUCCACUUUGCUGUUCUGGGCUAUUAAGCUUUUGUCUAGAGAUAAGCCGGAUACGCCAGCUGAAGCCUACUAUGAUGCCCGAGUAUACAGCCAUCUUGUCUCCACUGCCAUCGAGGUCGCGGGCUGGAAAGCUGCGCUGACACCUCAACUAAAGGAUAUUCUAGGUAGCAUCCGGAAGACAAAGGCAGUCUUCUCACUGCUCGGCUUCCUGAAUGCCUUCAAAGAGCCGCUGGCAGCUUCCAAAGCUUGUGAAAGGAUGUGCAGCGAAAUCAUAGCUGAUCUGACAGGCUUGGACAUAACGACCAGAUCUGAAGAAGGUCUCCGCCAGCUGAUCCUCUUGAACACAGUACUUGAGCAGGAAGGUAUCACGGCGACCAUUGCAAAGCAACGACUCGUUUUCUUCGUGAAGCACGUCAUCCCGUGGCUACAGACCGACAUGGUCGCGAGACCUGUGAAAGCCGAGCUGUGUCGUACGCUUGGUGUGCUUAUUCCUUUCAUGAGUGAUAUGUAUGGUGAUCACUGGGCCGAUAUUUUGAAGUCCCUCGCUUCCGCUUGGGCUGCGACGCAGAACUUUGAAGAGCAUGAAACGUGGAUGGAUAGCCCAAUACCAUUCGUUUAUGCAUCAUUAAAGCUGUAUGCUCAGAUGAGGAAGUUGACGCAAGCUGAGGGGCCUAACGACGACCUCCUUGAGGCCUGGGCAGAAUCAGAGCAGCCCAUCGCCAACGGACUCAUCAACCUUCUCAAACGUUCACAGCACUUCCCAGAUGAGUUCCAUCAGCCUUUGAAGAUGGUUAAUGAUGUGCUAGCACGACAGAUUGCGCACGUGUCGUUAGACCACUUGGAAGCUACCGAGGAACUCUAUCCUCUCUUAUACGUGGAGUCGCAACCUGUGCAACAAGCCGCCUUCAACAUCCUGCACAAGCAGAUCCCAGCUGCUCAAGAGCAAAUUUCUAUUGAUGCAGCCCUUGAGAAGACCACAGCUCGACUACCAGAAGAGCUGUUGUCGCUCAUAAUGGAAGCACCAACUGUUGCAGCGUUGGCUGAAGCAGACUUUGAGCGAAGCGUACCUCUACCACUACGAGGGUACCUGCUCAGCUGGCUCCUGGUAUUUGACCAUCUCGAGCAUGCCUCCUUCAAAGUGAAGAAUGACUAUGUUGAACACAUCAAGGAAGGUGAAUACCUCCCGGGCUUACUGGACUUUACGUUCGACUUCCUGGGCCACGCCCACAACAAGCCUGUAGACGUCUCCAAGCUCGAUAUCACAACCUAUGAGCCGGAAAUUGAGCCACCCAAGAAGGACCUACAAUGGCUACUCACUCACCUCUACUUCCUCUGUCUCCGACAUGUCCCCUCCCUCACCAAAUCCUGGUUCAUAAGCUGCAAAUCCCGCGCCACAGUCGUCACUCUUGAACCCUGGACCGAGAAAUUCAUCUCACCCCCCGUCAUUACCGCAGCCCUUGACUCCGUAUCCAACUGGUCUGACUCCCAAGCCAGCGCCGAGCCCGACUCCCCGUUCUCCAUCCGCGUCGCUCCCCGCGCCCGCGAAAUCACCGCGUCCUAUCUCGUUGACGACCAAACCAUGUCGAUGCGCAUAUCGCUUCCGCCGGCCUUCCCCCUGGCGUCCGCAAAUGUCGAAUCGCUCAAUCGUGUUGCAGUCAAUGAAACAAAGUGGCAGUCUUGGCUGCGCACUUCGUUGGGUGCGAUUACCAUUUUCAACGGCAGUUUAAUCGAUGCGCUCACGACGUUUAAGAGGAAUGUAGACGGUGCGAUGAAGGGGCAGAGCGAGUGUGCAAUUUGUUAUAGUAUUGUGGGGAGCGACAGGAAGUUGCCAGAUAAAAGAUGUCAGACGUGCAAGAAUUUGUUCCAUGGGAGCUGCUUGUUCAAGUGGUUCAAGAGUAGUGGGGGGAGUGGGUGUCCGCUUUGUAGGAAUCCGUUUAACUAUGGGUAA